Molecule: messenger RNA, 1591 nt
Organism: Zootoca vivipara (common lizard)
Lineage: Eukaryota; Metazoa; Chordata; Lepidosauria; Squamata; Lacertidae
Cellular component (GO): cytoplasm
Molecular function (GO): oxidoreductase activity
Source: RefSeq, a predicted model, not a curated record
AUAAUUCAUCAAUUUCUCUUGCCAUUGUUCUUUAGUUGAAAUUUCUCCAGUCUUCCACUUUUGUGCUAUCAGAAUUCUCGCCGCCGUGGUAUCAUAGACUGCCAUGCCUAACACAUUCAGUACACUGUGAUUUCCUGCCGAGUCUCCUUUCAGCCCCAAAAUUCCAGGGCGAGUUUGUUUACCCAGAGAUUUCUGCCAUGAGUCAUAAUUAUGAAACGUAGUAUCAACUCACUUAACAAAUCCCCGAACAAAAGCUGGUCUCCGUAGCAGUAAGGAUAAAUAGGCGGGGACCAGCAAGGGCAAACAGUACCAGCUCAAGUUUAAGUGCAGAGAAAAUAGACGGACAGCAAGAGGAGAGAGCCUGCAUCCAAGUCUGUGAUGUCUGGGAGCCAUUUCCACAGCGUCCUGGUCACAGGAGCCAAUCGGGGUAUCGGGCUGGAAUUGGUGAAGCAGCUCCUGGAACUACGAGAACCACCAAAAUGGGUCUUCGCCACAUGCAGGGAUCCACAUGGAGGAAGAAUCCAGGAACUGAGAUCUCUGGCUUCUAAACAUCCCGGCCUCGUGAUUCUGCAGCUGGAGUCCACCGAUGAGGCUAGCAUCAAUGCUGCUGCGAAGGAAGCUGAGGUCCACCUGGCCGGAAGUGGACUAAAUCUGCUUAUCAACAAUGCGGGCGUCAUGCCCCCGAGCACCCUGGAGUCGGUGACCAAAGAAGAUAUGCUGAGCGUCUACCGUAUCAAUGUCGUUGGCCCAAUGCUAGUGACAAAGGCAUUUCUGCCCAUGCUGAAGGCGGCUGCUAAGAGGAGCAGCAGGAAGGGGCUGAGCUGCAGCAGGGCUGCCAUCAUCAACGUCUCCACCAUCGGCAGCUCAAUCGCAAAGCCCCCUCCCAUGGUCAUGUUCCCCGUCAUUUCUUACCGCUGCAGCAAGACGGCGCUGAACAUGCUCACGCGGUGCCAGGCGCUGGAGUACAAGGAUGACGGGAUCCUGUGCGCUGCACUUCACCCAGGAUGGGUGAAGACGGAACUGGGAACAGACAAGGCGGACCUGACGGUGCAAGAGAGUGUGCAGGGGAUCAUCCGAGUGCUUUCCAGCCUCUGCGAAGAGCAAAAUAGCCGACUGGUGGACUGGGAGGGGAGGAUUGUGCCCUGGUGAAGCCAGCAGCCAAAGAGGGAUCUCUCCCGAUGGAUGUGUCCGUGUGUCCCAAACCAGGUCAGCUCCAAGUAUGUGGUAGCAUCUAGCUGCCAUGACAGCACUUACAAUAAAUAAAUCGCAUGGAUUUCAUAACCUGUCCUGGUCUUCCAUCAUUUCUUGCUAGCCAUAAAAAUGCACCAGAGAAGCAAUUCCUGACCACUGGCCCUGUUAGUUAGGUAUCAUGGGAGUUGUAGUUCCAAAACAUCUGGCGAGCCAAGGUUGCCUAUGCCUGCAAGAGAGACUGAAACACACUGAAUAGCUGUCAGGGCUUGAGUCAGGUGUAGGUUAGCAAAAAAACAACUAAAUCACCUGAGGCCAGUGAACUCUUUAUUCAAGGAAACAAACCACAUCUCAGGCCUAGUGGUCUCAGAAUCUGAAGAAGUGUGCAUGCACACAAAAGCUC